AUGCCUAAGGUAUCUAUCUGGCAGAUGGAUGCUCUGAAACGUACGCAAUCAUCAACACUUCUGACAUCAAACCUUGACCCCAGUGCCCAUAUCUCGGACAUUUGCAGCAGGGCUAAUCGUGUUCUUGGACUUAUCAACCGAACCUGCCGCCAGCACUUUGCUAUUCCUGCCAUAAGAACACUUUACGUCACAUUAGUUCGGCCAAUACUAGAAUACUCCGUUACGGUAUGGUCCCCACAUCAGGUUGGUCACUGCUCUAGUCUUGAUGCUGUACAAAGACGCUUUCUACGGAUGGUUGGCGUGAAGAUGGGAUAUCGCUACUUGGAGACAAACUUGGAGGAAAUGGGACAACAGCUGCACCUUCCUUCCUUGGCUGCUCGCAGGGCUCUACUGGAUCUCAUGUUCCUCUACAGACUACUAAAUAGCCUUAUUGAUUGUCCGAAUAUCCUUCAGAUGAUAAACUUCCAUGUACCUCGUCAGUCUCGUCACCCUCAGCUUUUCUCAAGGAAUUUCCAUCCGACCAACUACACCUACUACAGUACUCUACCCCGCAUAAUGAGACUUGGUAAUGAUGCCUGUGCUGAUCUUGACUUCUUUGGCCCUUCUACAGAAUCUUUCAAGCGGUGUGCACUCGCUUUCAUCCUAAAGUAA
Molecule: messenger RNA, 651 nt
Organism: Homalodisca vitripennis (glassy-winged sharpshooter)
Lineage: Eukaryota; Metazoa; Arthropoda; Insecta; Hemiptera; Cicadellidae
Exons: 1
Coding region: 1-651 (216 amino acids)
Source: RefSeq, a predicted model, not a curated record